CUGGACCUUGGUUUGGUGGAAGCUGGCAAGGUCUGCCCAUCGCCCACACCUCCCGACGACUAGGAGUAUGUCGUUCAAGAUGCAGCCUUCAAGCCACGAUAAUUCCGGCUUCCUCUUCGUCGUCGCCCUGCUCGGGUUCAUCCUUUUCGCAGCCCUGGCGUGGUGCAUGGUCUCUUCGUGCCUUGGACGGUCGUGCUUCGAUGCCGUCCGCGAGCUGUGGAGGAUGAUGGUCCUGAGCGCGCAGUCGGAUCGCCGUCCUGGUCGUGCGGGUUACAGGAGACAUCUGGACGACCAAUCGGACCUCUUUGAGAUGGAGUAUCGGGGGGUAGGGAGGGCAGGAUGAUGCUGGGACUUGUGAAGGUCACGGUGCAGGCGUGGAGGCUGUACGUUCGGUCUACCUUCAACGUG
Molecule: messenger RNA, 408 nt
Organism: Fomitopsis serialis
Lineage: Eukaryota; Fungi; Basidiomycota; Agaricomycetes; Polyporales; Fomitopsidaceae
Exons: 2
Coding region: 80-343 (87 amino acids)
Source: RefSeq, a predicted model, not a curated record